CCACGGCUCCCCCCUCUGUCUCUCUCCCACUUUUGCGAAACUCCCCCCUUUACCCUUCCUAUCGAAAGCAGGGCCGAAAUCAUGUUAUCUGAGCACGCCUAUCAUCAUAUUUCGUCCUUAUGACCCCGAUCUGCUCCCCCUCCGUCAAUUAUUGUUCUUCCUUCCCUGGCAGUCAGGCCCUCGUCCGCUGCCUCUGACAACCCCCCCCCCUCUCUCUCUCACUCUGCCUCUCUCCCUUCAGCGUAAUGCUCAAUACCUGAUUACCACCCAUCUUGCCCCCUCCCCACUGGACGGGUAAAUGGGGUAAUUUUUCAUGAGGCUAGCAAGCCAUGGAGGAUCCCCAACUAAACUAACCAGCAUCUUUCGGGGUUUUUUGAUUUUGAUUCUGGAUUCGGAUUUCAAUUUUCCUUUCCAAAAUCAUCAGUCCUGCUCACAGACCAUUCCCUUCUCUUUUUCCCCUUCCAGCCCUUUCUCCCCUUUUCCCAUUAACCUGCCGGAACAACCCUUCACGGUGGACGAUACCUCAUAAAUCUCUGGGGGACCCCGGUGACUCUGUCACAUAACUCUCUCUCAUUGCUCUCUUCUCACCUUUCUCUCUCCCAGCCCACCAGAUCCUCCGGGUACGAUAUCCUCGGAUAUUGCAUCCACCGGGGCCUCGUGACGGUGACUUGGGCUUGCUUUCGUUUCACUAUAUGACUGACAACUUUUCCAUUCUCCUGGGACUACAGCGCCUUCGACGGACACUUUAAUUCGGUGUGGCUUCACUGUGAAGCAUGCAGCCGCUCGUCGGUGUUGCCGCCUGGAGCCAGGUACAAUAAGCGACCAAAGAUAACCAGUUGAUUUUGCUCAUCACUUGACAUUGCUCUGAUGCUAACUAGUUUUCUCGUGACUAACAUUAUCCUUUUGCUUUGCUUUGCUUUGCUUUGCUUUUCUACUUUCUUUCUUUCUUUCUUUCUUUCUUUUCUAU
Messenger RNA from Aspergillus welwitschiae, 967 nucleotides. RefSeq lists its product as uncharacterized. Bases 314 to 529 code for a protein of 71 amino acids. The transcript has a single exon. Lineage: Eukaryota; Fungi; Ascomycota; Eurotiomycetes; Eurotiales; Aspergillaceae. The record is from RefSeq and is a predicted model, not a curated record.